Messenger RNA from Nycticebus coucang (slow loris), 2678 nucleotides. It is a transcript of the gene UGCG, whose product is annotated as UDP-glucose ceramide glucosyltransferase. The record is from RefSeq and is a predicted model, not a curated record. Gene Ontology annotation, molecular function: ceramide glucosyltransferase activity. NCBI's taxonomy places the organism in Eukaryota, Metazoa, Chordata, Mammalia, Primates, Lorisidae. Gene Ontology annotation, biological process: glucosylceramide biosynthetic process. Gene Ontology annotation, cellular component: membrane. The transcript has 9 exons. The coding region runs from base 406 to 1590 and encodes 394 amino acids.
UAGUGCGCGGAGCUGCGGUGGCCGAGCAGGGUGGCGGAGCUGCACGGCCGGGAACCCGGCGGAGAGGCGGCUGGGCGGCGACGCGCGGGGGCCGGCCGGCGGCCGCGGGAGUCGGGGGAGGCCAACCGAGCCGUGGGGUCGUAGCCGCCCUGACCGCGGGGUGCCGCCGCCGCAGCUCCUGCAGUCGCGAGCGCGCCGGGGACUGCGCGCGGCCGAGGGCGCGCGGGCGGGGGCGCGCAGGCCCUGCCCGCCCCUUCCGUCCCCACCCUCCUCCGCCCCUUCCUCUCCGCAUCUUCCUCUCGCCUCCCGCGCCCGGGCACCGGGCGCCCACCCUGUCCUCCUCCUGCAGGAGCGCUGUCCGCGUUGGCGGCCGGAGCGGGCCGGGCCGGGCCAGCGGGCCAGGGGAUGGCGCUGCUGGACCUGGCCCUGGAGGGAAUGGCCGUGUUCGGGUUCGCCCUCUUCUUGGUGCUGUGGUUGAUGCAUUUCAUGGCCAUCAUCUACACCCGAUUACACCUCAACAAGAAGGCAACCGACAAACAGCCAUAUAGCAAGCUCCCGGGUGUGUCUCUUCUGAAACCGCUGAAAGGGGUAGAUCCUAAUUUAAUUAACAACUUGGAAACCUUCUUUGAAUUGGAUUAUCCCAAAUACGAGGUACUCCUUUGUGUACAAGAUCAUGAUGAUCCAGCCAUUGAUGUAUGUAAGAAGCUUCUUGGAAAAUAUCCAAAUGUCGAUGCCAGACUGUUUAUAGGUGGCAAAAAGGUUGGCAUUAAUCCUAAAAUUAAUAAUUUAAUGCCAGGAUAUGAAGUUGCGAAGUACGAUCUUAUAUGGAUUUGUGAUAGUGGAAUAAGAGUAAUUCCAGACACACUUACUGACAUGGUUAAUCAAAUGACAGAAAAAGUAGGCUUGGUUCAUGGGCUGCCUUACGUAGCAGACAGACAGGGCUUUGCUGCCACAUUAGAACAGGUAUAUUUUGGAACUUCACACCCAAGGUACUAUAUCUCUGCCAACGUAACUGGUUUCAAAUGUGUAACAGGAAUGUCUUGUUUAAUGAGAAAGGAUGUGUUAGAUCAAGCAGGAGGACUCAUAGCUUUUGCGCAAUAUAUUGCUGAAGAUUACUUUAUGGCCAAAGCUAUAGCUGACCGAGGUUGGAGGUUUGCAAUGUCCACCCAAGUUGCAAUGCAAAACUCUGGCUCCUAUUCAAUAUCUCAGUUUCAAUCCCGAAUGAUCAGGUGGACCAAAUUGAGAAUUAACAUGCUUCCUCUUACGAUAAUUUGUGAGCCAAUUUCAGAGUGCUUUGUUGCCAGUUUAAUUAUUGGAUGGGCAGCGCACCACGUGUUCAGAUGGGAUAUUAUGGUAUUUUUCAUGUGUCAUUGCCUGGCGUGGUUUAUAUUUGACUACAUUCAACUCAGGGGUGUCCAGGGUGGCACACUGUGUUUUUCAAAACUUGAUUAUGCUGUUGCUUGGUUCAUCCGAGAAUCCAUGACAAUAUACAUUUUUUUGUCGGCAUUAUGGGACCCUACGAUAAGCUGGAGAACUGGUCGCUACAGAUUGCGCUGUGGGGGUACAGCAGAGGAAAUCCUAGAUGUAUAACUACAGCCUUGUGACUGUAUAUAAAGGAAGAAAGAGAAGUAUUAUAAAUUAUGUUUAUAUAAAUGCUUUUAAAGAUCUACCUUCAUUAGUUUUAUCACAUGUAUGUUUUGGUAUCUGUUCUUUAAUUUAUUUUUGCAUGGCACUUGCGUCUGUGAAAAAAAAAACAACACAUCUGUAGUCUUGGCCAAAUGAUACACUUUAUUUUGUGGAAAUAGAAAAAAAUCAAGAGAACUGGUUCCAGGAACCUGGGUUUGUUUUAUGUUGCUGUUUAUUUUUUUAAAAUAGAUAAAUAAAUGCAUAUAUAUAUGAACACUCUGCAACAAACACUAUGACAGUAUCUUUCAGUAGAGAAAGUUUCUUAUUUGUGAGUACACUCUUUGAGGAUGUUUGUGGGUGGGAUGGCAUCAGCUUUGGGGAUUUAGAAAAGACUGGAAAGUAAUGACUAUUCAUGUCCAGUGUGAAUGGUAUUUAUUAUGCAGUUGAACAACCCACAGCAAGGUACUAAGAAACUUUUUCAUGCUUUAUGCCUACCUCUUAUAGUUGUUGCAGAGCAAAUAUAAAUUGUGAUAAGGUAGCUAGGCCUUGCAGAAACAAACGGGAAAAAACUUUUAAAAACAAUAAUAAUAAAAAGAGCUAGAGUCUAGUAUUUAUAUGAAUCUGUAAGUGAUAUUUUUUUGGUCUUACUGCAAUGAACCAAAAGUGGCUGAGUUUGGUUUUUAAUUGUAGCCAUGUAUCGAAGGCAUCUUUUUGACCAACUCUAGUUGGUUCUGUCUUGAACCAUUGUUAAUCACUGUGCUGUAAUUAGUAUAGCUAAAUCUUUUCCUUCCCUGCUCCUUACCCAACCCACCCCAUAUUCUCCCUUUUUUCCGGGGGCGGGGCGGGCGGGGAGUGGUUUUGUUUUAGUGUGAGUGGAUGUUUUGAUAGUUGUAAGGAAAAAUGCAUUUCAGACACAUUUCACAUGAGCUAUUUUCUUACACAGUAUGUCUUAUUGUUAAUAAGAAUGUAAUUUCAUGAUACAGGUAUUUAAUAUCUUUUUUAAGUAAGUAAAUAUUCUAGCCAUCAAUAAAUAAAUUGCAGUAGAGUAUUAA